AUGCCAUUGAUUGAAAUCGCAACAGUCCGCCUUCGUCCUGAGUUCUCCUCGGAGCUUCCUCCUUCAUUCACUGAGACAUGGUCGCGGGCUCUCCGUCUCGCUGGUGCGGCGGCCGGCAUCCCUUUCCAGUUGUAUCAAAACGACAGGGACUCGGACUUAUAUUACCUCUUCGGAGGCUGGGCCACCGGGGCUGAUCAUAUUGCUUUUCUGUCCACGUCUAGCGCUGUUGAGCUCGCCCAAGCAAUUGGACAGUACAUGACGGUUGACAUUGUUCGCCAUAUUGAUGGAGAUGUCCGCGACUUGAUAGGAAGACAGCAAACUGGGGAUAAGCUAGGACGGUUGAAAGUCGGAGUAUACAAAGUACCCAAUACGAUGUUGGACGAAUGGAAACACAAAUGGCAACUUGUACACGAAGGUAGUGACGGAGUUGGAGGUUGGGACAUGAGUGCGUCCGUUCAGACACAACACAAAGCAUUCAGGGAGAUGGGCGAGGCCAUCAACAGUGUGUCAGCUUUUGGUGGAAACGAUCCGGGUGGUAUAACGAGUUGGGUCUGGGUGACCCUCGCAGGAGCCGGGAAUGAAGGGGAUCAGGGUGGAAUGAGCAAAAAUCUGAUGGAGGAUGUCGAAACAGACUUUUUCGAAAUGGAACAUGUUUUGGGAUAG
Rhinocladiella mackenziei CBS 650.93 is the source of this 663-nucleotide messenger RNA. RefSeq lists its product as uncharacterized. The coding region runs from base 1 to 663 and encodes 220 amino acids. NCBI's taxonomy places the organism in Eukaryota, Fungi, Ascomycota, Eurotiomycetes, Chaetothyriales, Herpotrichiellaceae. The record is from RefSeq and is a predicted model, not a curated record. The transcript has a single exon.